AUAUUUACAAUAAACCUGCAUGCAAUUGAGGGAGAUCGGUUUUUCGACAACAGGGUCUUGCUGAGGUGUGUUGCGCGACUGGGCGUCUGGAUAGUACAAAGCGGGUUCACUGUGAGUCCAAGUUGUGCUUCCUCAGUCAAGAGUCGCUGUGUAACAGUACAGACGGAACAUCUUCUUGUGCCUUGGUUUCCGUUCUUCAUCAUGUCGGAAGGCUACAGUUACCAAACUGGAAAGCGAAACACUUUCCACGCCGCUGACUAUGUCAUCUUCGCUAGUAUCCUUGUCAUCUCCGCCUCCAUCGGCAUCUUCUACGCCAUCCGCGACAGAAAAAAGAACAAUCUCCGUCAGUUUCUCAUGGCAGGUAAAGACAUGAACGCCAUUCCCGUGGCGUUAUCGUUGUUGGCGAGUUUUAUGUCGGCGAUCACGUUGCUUGGGACUCCGGCGGAGAUGUAUAACUUUACGACGGUAUAUUGGUGGAUCGGCAUUUCUUAUUUCUUCGUCAUUGCUGCAGCCGCUCACAUCUUCAUCCCGAUAUUCUACAACCUCAAGGUUACAAGUGCUUAUGAAUACCUCGAGUACCGGUUUGGGAAAACAAUCCGUACUGCAGGAUCCAUGACAUUCGCGGUACAGAUGGUGCUGUACAUGGCCAUCGUGUUGUACGCCCCGUCCCUCGCCCUGAACGCCGUGACUGGUUUCACCCUCUGGGGCUCUGUCAUAUCCGUCGGAGUGGUCUGCACUCUCUACACAACCAUCGGUGGGAUGAAGGCGGUGUUAUGGACGGACACCUUCCAGAUCGGGAUGAUGUUCGCAGGGCUGUUCGCGGUCCUCAUCAAGGGGUCCAUGGUUCUCGGCGGAUUCGCUAAUGCCUGGAAGAUCGCUGAACGCAACGAGAGAAUCGUCAUAUAUGACUUCAGUCCAGAUCCAUCCGUCCGUCACAGCGUGUGGUCUCUUGUGAUUGGUGGAUUCUUCACAUGGGUGGCCGUCUACGGAACCAAUCAGGCACAAGUUCAGCGUGCGUGCACGUGCCCCACUUUGAAGAAAGCUCAGCUCGCCAUCUGGAUUAACUUUCCCGGCCUCUGCCUCAUCCUCUACGUCUGCUGCCUCAUCGGCAUCGUUCUGUAUGCCUUCUACAGCUUAUGCGACCCACUCCGCUUCGGCCUGGUCAGCGCUUCGGACCAGCUCCUCCCUCUGUUUGUGAUGGACGUGUUGGGGAACAUCACGGGACUUCCGGGUCUGUUCGUCGCCUGCAUCUUCAGUGGCGCCCUCAGCACCGUGUCCUCGGGCCUCAACUCCUUGGCGGCCGUUCUGCUGGAGGACGUAGUCAAGUCCUACAUCGCCAAGAAUCUGUCUGAAGAACGGGCCACGCUAAUCUCGAAGAUCAUAGCGCUGGUCCUGGGCGGCGUGUGUUUGGGCUUGACGUAUGUGGCCUCACUCCUGGGUGGUGUCUUACAGGCGGCCCUGUCUCUCUUCGGCAUGAUCGGCGGACCACUCCUCGGGUUGUUCACGCUCGGAAUGAUCUUCCCGUGGGCUAACAAGUGGGGAGCCGGCGCCGGCCUGGGCACCAGCCUCGUUAUGAUGUUCUGGAUCGGUAUAGGAGCCCAGGUGCACAAACCCCCUCAACCCAAGCCUCCUACCAACAUCACAGGCUGCAACUGGAACCUCACAACGACAGUCGCACCUGUCACCGUCUCUGGUGUUAUGUCCUCCAUAUCUACAGUCGCCACGACGACACUCAACAACGCCACAACCGUGGCAGCUACUGUAGAAAGGUCACCUGACUACUAUCUCUACACCCUGUCCUAUCUGUGGUACAGCGCCACCGCCGUCCUCAUUGUCGUCGUCGUCGGUCUCAUCGUCAGCUUCCUCACAGGUCCCACCAAGCCGUCCUCCGUCGACCCCCGCCUCAUCUGCCCAAUCUUCGAUAUCGUCUUCCCAUCGUCUUUCCUGCCGGAAUGCAUCUCUGCAAAGCCUUCAUCAUAA
This is a messenger RNA of Haliotis rubra (blacklip abalone), 1980 nucleotides long. Its product is annotated as sodium-dependent multivitamin transporter-like. Lineage: Eukaryota; Metazoa; Mollusca; Gastropoda; Lepetellida; Haliotidae. Gene Ontology annotation, biological process: transmembrane transport; sodium ion transport. The record is from RefSeq and is a predicted model, not a curated record. Gene Ontology annotation, cellular component: membrane. Gene Ontology annotation, molecular function: symporter activity.